Ectocarpus sp. CCAP 1310/34 is the source of this 1444-nucleotide messenger RNA. The record is from the annotation of a GenBank genome assembly. NCBI's taxonomy places the organism in Eukaryota, Phaeophyceae, Ectocarpales, Ectocarpaceae.
GCAUACCGUAUCAUCGCUCGUGUGCACUAAGGGGACGCGAUGGCUUCUACUACUGAUGACUUCGAGAUGCCAUGGGUGGAGAAGUACCGGCCGAACAAGCUCGACGAUGUGGUCGGGAACGAGCAGACGUUGGACCGGCUGAAAGUGAUCGCCGAGGAAGGGAACAUGCCCAACGUCAUCAUCUGCGGCCCCCCAGGGACGGGGAAGACGACGAGCGUCCACGCCCUAGCGCACACCAUGCUCGGUGAUGCCUACGCGAACGCCGUGUUAGAGCUGAACGCAUCGGACUCCCGCGGGAUCGAGGUUGUACGCAACACCAUCAAGAUGUUCACACAGAAGAAGGUCACCCUCCCACCAGGGCAGCACAAGGUCAUCAUCCUUGACGAGGCGGACUCGAUGACAGCGUCGGCGCAACAGGCGUUGAGAAGGACGAUGGAGAUUUACUCCCACACGACGAGGUUCGCGCUAGCCUGCAACGUGUCUACGAAGAUCAUCGAGCCCAUCCAGAGCAGAUGCGCCAUCCUGCGGUUCUCGAGGCUCUCGGAAGAGGAGGCAAUUCGAAUCUUACUGAGACUUCAGCAAGUGUGCGAGGCCGAGCAGGUGAGCUACUCGCCCGACGGCCUGGAGGCGAUCAUAUUCACCGCGGAGGGGGACAUGCGGAACGCGCUCAACAACCUCCAGGCCACGCACUCGGGGUUCGGCCACGUCGACCAGGCCAACGUUUUUAAAGUCUGCGACCAGCCGCAUCCAGGGGUUGUGCUGGAGAUCCUCAAGAGCUGUGUCGAAGGGGACUGCGCCAAGGCCAGCCGUCGCAUGAAGGCGCUCUACGACACGGGGUACUCGUCGAACGACAUCAUCGGGACGGUCUUCAGGGUGUGCAAGAACCAGCUGGAAGUCAACGAGGGGGCCAAGUUAGAGAUGAUCAAAGAGGUCGGGUUCACCCACGUGAGAGUUGCGGACGGGGUGAACAGCCUGCUGCAGCUCAUGGGCAUGUGCGCGCGAUUGUGCCGUGUGGCGCAGCAACAGUCCACCGCCCUCCCUUCAUAGCAGCCAUUUCUUCAGUUUUUUUGUGUCAAUACCACUAGAUAUGAUCCUCGUGAUGACAUGAUAGGAUCUCCCAUUGGGAAGUGUAGUUGUAACAUGAUUAGAGAGUUUUGUUCCCAAAGGUGGUGAUAUAACCAUGGUGGUAGCGGAAUUGCGCCAGUGGAGACUGGCCUCGAUGGCGAGCGGUGUUGCUGGCGGAAGGUGCGAGUGCCGUGUCACGGGUACGGGGUGAAAGGGUCUGCCACACAGCCCCACAACUUCCUGGAUCUUUCUUCGACAGGCGCGCGCGCGUGCGUGCACACGGCAGCAGCAACAACAACAGAGCGAAUGCAGGGCAGAGAAGACUUGCUCUCACUGUAAAAGGACGCAUACACCUGUCCGUGUGUUUGAGUACGAAAAA